UGGUCAGAGGACACAACAGAGACAACAGUUUCAAAGUCAUGGCCCGAACGAAGCAGACUGCGCGCAAGUCGACGGGUGGCAAGGCGCCGCGCAAGCAGCUGGCCACCAAGGUGGCUCGCAAGAGCGCACCCGCCACUGGCGGCGUGAAGAAGCCCCACCGCUACCGACCUGGCACAGUGGCGCUUCGCGAGAUCCGCCGCUACCAGAAGUCCACUGAGCUGCUAAUCCGCAAGCUGCCCUUCCAGCGGCUGGUGCGCGAGAUCGCUCAGGACUUUAAGACUGACCUGCGCUUCCAGAGCUCGGCCGUGAUGGCGCUGCAGGAGGCGUGCGAGUCUUACCUGGUUGGGCUGUUCGAGGACACCAACCUGUGUGCCAUCCACGCCAAACGGGUCACCAUCAUGCCCAAGGACAUCCAGCUGGCACGCCGCAUCCGCGGGGAGCGGGCCUAGGAGGGCCAUCUCGCCACCUGAGAGGUUGCGCAACGUUCACCCCAAAAGGCUCUUUUAAGAGCCACCCACCUGGUCGGAAGAGUUGCUGUAGCAAGCCAGGCUCUUGGGUUUUG
Molecule: messenger RNA, 562 nt
Organism: Rhinopithecus roxellana (golden snub-nosed monkey)
Lineage: Eukaryota; Metazoa; Chordata; Mammalia; Primates; Cercopithecidae
Gene: H3-4
Product: histone H3.1
Exons: 1
Coding region: 39-449 (136 amino acids)
Cellular component (GO): nucleosome
Molecular function (GO): structural constituent of chromatin; protein heterodimerization activity; DNA binding
Source: RefSeq, a predicted model, not a curated record